Molecule: messenger RNA, 2393 nt
Organism: Hyalella azteca
Lineage: Eukaryota; Metazoa; Arthropoda; Malacostraca; Amphipoda; Hyalellidae
Biological process (GO): proteolysis
Molecular function (GO): metalloendopeptidase activity
Source: RefSeq, a predicted model, not a curated record
AGUAAAUAAUUUGGACUAAUUCAAAUAAAUAAUUAGUGUAAAGGGAAAAUGAUUAUAGUAAUCAAGUGGCUGCUAUUAUGCGCGGCGCUGGGGGGGGCGGAGGUGGUGACGCCUCAGCUGUCCAGGGAGGAUAUCAAAUUUCUUCUCACCGAUAAGCUGCCUGAAAACCCGAUUUUCAUCACCAUCACCGUAAAUUCAAGACGGAAAAUCAGAAGUGUUACUGAAGACCAACAAAAUACUGAAACAAAGAACCCUGCCUUCCAAAAACAAAGUUCUGAACACCAGGCUUCAGAAAAAGAAGAACCUGUACAUCAUAACUCGUCCCAUGAAUUCGGAAAGGGUUAUAAGUCGACCCAUGAUUUAGACCAGGGUCAGAACUUAACCCAUGACGUAGACCAGGGUCAGAACUCAACCCAUGACGUAGACUCUGGGCUGUUCCUCUCUAUAAAUUCCAGCGAAAGCAAUAAAACCAAAAACGAACCCCGGAACAGCUCAGUGUCGUUUGAUGAAGACGAUCCGGAAGGGUUCGAUGGAAAAGAUCCGGAAUGGUUCGACCCUAACGGGCUAAGGUUCCACAACCCCAUCGAAUCCCACAGACCUGGAAAGGAACAUGUAGGGGAAAUGGAGGAGAUGGAAGGGGAUUCUAGACCAGAUCGGAGAACACCAAUAAAAGUGAGAACCCAGAACUCCCCUGAUAAAGCGGGGAAAGGAAAAUUAGGUGAUUCCACGUCUACCGCUUUUCAAGGUGGGAACCUCAACCCUCUGAAUGCCAGUGCAGCUGCAUUACCGGUUCAAGGCAAGCCCGUGAACCCAAGAAAAGCCUCAUCGAAAUCGUCUGAACGCAAAAACAGUUUCCAAUUACAGAUCGAUGCCGUAAAGUGGUAUAACGGUCUCGGAAAUAUCGAAACCAUCGAUAAGGCCAACGAAAAGAACCUGAAGAAACUGAUGGAUGACUUCAUUCAGAAACCGGAACCGAAAGCCAAACAAGCCGCCUUGCAUGAAGACCGAAACAAUCUGAGAAAUUUGGGUUCAGAAACCAACGACAGUGACACCAAUUCAUCCAUUCCCCUUUCACUAAACCCAUGGGAUUCUGAAGAACUCAACAUUACCAUCAAUGAUGGAAUCAACUCUUUUGACGUUCUGCUUCGCUCGCACGUAGAACUCUUCUCGAAAAAAUUCAAAGUGGUGAUAAGGGAUAGCGUUUCCGAUGGAAACAGCACCGAUGUCCCCAAAACUGGGGGAAAUAUCACUCAACCGAAAGGAGAUGCCGGGGAAGUAGUAGAAGUUCUGGAGGACAGCGGCAGGAAGUCGUGCGUUUACGUCGGACAAAGUGGAAAAGUUCAAGUGGCACUUUCCAAUUGCGAUGGAGACGGUUUCAUGGGGAUGAUCAUGAGGGGAGGCGUGUCUCAGCUGGUCCGCCCCGUGACGGCGGCGGCGGCGGCGGCGGUGCGGCGGGAGCGGCGGGACGAGGCGGCGGUGACGGCGGAGGGCCUCCACGUCCUGCACGCCACCACUGGGAAAAAUAAAUGCGGCAUUGCCAAUCUACAGGCCAUGCGAGGUUUCCAUCCUAUGGUUUCUAUUGAAAGGAAAAAACGUCACGCAUACCAAAACGAAACUCAAGAUUCAACAGUAAAAUCAACAGAGAAAUCAACAGAGAACGACAACAUCAACAGCUACGCAAAUGAGAUCGAUUUCAAUGCGCCUAGCGUUGUAGUUUUAUCGAACCCCGGCGACAACGCUGAUUGGUCAAAGAGCGUUACCAACCACAAGCGUCUCGACCAAUUGGAAGACUGGGAAUGGGAACACUACCAAGAAUUGGUGGAAUUACAGAAAAAACGGGCCCGGAUCUGGAAUAAUAAUAAAGGUUACAGUGGUAUAUCUGCCCACAAUAAAUGGAAGAAGAAUAUAAAUCAAAACUACGGCUCCACUUAUAAACACAUUUCUGAUUCUAGAUUCAGUUCAGAUUUCAAUUCCGGUUCUACUUCCGGUGCCCCUUCCGGUUCUAAUUCUGGCUCCACUUCCGGUUCUACUUCCGGUUCUACUUCCGGUUCUACUUCCGAUUCCACUUCCGGUUCCAUUUCCGGUUCCACUUCCGGUUCCACUUCCGGUUCCACUUCCGGUUUUACUUCCAGACGGAAGCGCCAGACGAAGGAAUACCAAAUCGAAACGGCGGUUUUCGUGGACGAUAAAAUGUACGAUUUUGUGGCGGCAGAGAACAGCGGUGGUGCGGUGAUCGACAAGGUGCAGGACAUCGUGUUCACCAUCAUGAAUGCGGUGAGUAUCCUGUACCGAUCACCCUCGAUGAAGACCUCCAUCACAAUCACCCUCGUGCGACUCGAUAUCCUGAAGAGCAGCGAUGCUGGACCAGCCAAAGCCAGCGGUGAAAUAGAGGG